AUGUCCGAAGAUAGUAUACAAUUGCCUGAUUAUCUUUGUUUCAAACCGUCGAAAGCAAAAACAGGGCAAAAUGGUCUGUUUACUACACGUGCUCUGAAACCGAAUGAACCAUUGGGAGUAUAUCGUGGAAAAAUUCGUCGGAGUUUACCGCAAACAGCCGAUGAAGAAUAUGUUUGGGCGAUUCUAAGUGCUCGUGGUGUACCUAUUCAUUAUAUUGAUGCGACCAAUCCUAGUGAUGGUAAUAUCCUUCGUUUUAUUCGAUGGACACAUGACAAGUCUCAGCAAAAUGUUGUUUGCAUGCAACAAAAUCAACAAAUUCAUUACUUUUCGAUGCGAGCAAUUCAGCCAGAUGAGGAGUUAUUGACAUAUAUUGAACGGCAAAAAUCCAAAAAGAAAGAUAAACGAGAAAACGGUCGAACACGUCGAGAAACGCGACAACAACAAUCGACUCAACACCAAGACAAUCCAGCAAUCAAAAUACUUGAACAAGAACCUGGCAAAGAAUUUGUCGAUGAUGAUAAUGUACAUUUGGUUAUGAACAAUCGCUCCUUAGAAUUCGAAUUACAAAUAACAAAGAAAUUUCUAUCAGAAACAUUAAUCAGCGAUGGAAUCAAGCAGACAUGUUUGAAAUGUGAUAUAUGUCAUCAAAUCUUCAUGUCCAACGUUGCUUUCAAGUUCCAUUACCAUACUUAUCACAUCACACCACAAUAUCUAUCUCCAGCAAACCGUCCGCGUACAAAAGUUCGAGAUAGUUGUAAUAUUUGUCGAUAUUCUUUUAUUGCUAAUGAUGUGAAGAGUGUUAUGGUCGAUUUACUUGAAAUUGUGGCUGGUGGUGAACGUCUGGAAGAAAAUCGCUACCCUCGUUUACACAUUUAUCGGUGUCAUUGGUGUGCGCCAAUUGAUGCUCAUUAUAAUACAGCGAAACAGUUAUCUCAACAUGUUCGUUCCAAACAUUACCGUUUAUUACAAGCACUUCUUGCUACACAAGCAAAUAUGUUACAAAACAACUCGAGUCAACCUCGAGGAAAGAGAUCUCGUGAUAAUGAACAAGAUGAAAAUAAUUUGAAUUCCAAUUUUUCUUCAACGUUGCAUCAAGAUCGUCAUCGUAGUUCAUCGAAUGUUCUUCAAUCGAGUAAUAGUCAUGAUUCAUCACCACGCUUACCAAUACCUAUCGGUUUACCUGACCCUUUAACAGAUCGUGAUUGUCAACAAUUAUACACGAUUGGCGAACAGAAUGCUUACAAUAUAACGAAUUGUAUCGAUGGAACUUUGGAAGACAUCAAACAAAACGAGGCAUUAUGUCGCCAACAGAUGGACGAUGAGAAUGUCAACGCAAAAUUAACAUCUAUCGAACAUUUUCUCAGUCAAUAUCCACUUGUUCGAGAUUUACUGGGACCACGACGUCGACAUGAUGUUGUCGUGCAACAUCUAUCCGAUGAUUACUUUGAUCAUCCGAAGAAUCAGAAUAUUGACAUGAGUAAAUAUUAUCAAAGACAAAAAUCGAUUCCUGAACGACGUUUUAUCAUGAAUCGCUAUACUUGUCUGCUAUGUACUGAACGAUUCUCAUCACCAUUGGAGUUGAUUGAACAUGAGAAAAGUCAGCAUGAGAAAAAUAUUUCCCCAUACGACUGGGGAUGGAAUUCGAUUGGUUUUCUUCAAUCAAAUCCUUAUGCCUUCAUAUUAGAAUUAGAAAAUGACUUGAAACAACAGCACGAACGAACGAAAACAGAUUUGCCAAGUUUUUUAAUGUCAAAUACGGGUUUGAGAAAAAAGGCAAUUCGACAACGUUCGACAUCUUCAAAUGAUCGAGUAUCAGCGAUUAAACAAGAAGAUAUAAAGCCAGCUUCGCCAAAAGCGCCUGCAAAACGCAUUCGACGUGAAAUUCAUCGAUCAAAUACAUGUCCUGUUCUUGAUACUAAACCUGUUGUAAAAGAAGAACCAAAAUCUGGUCAACGCAAAUCGAAACGUCUACGUAAAUCAAACAUCAGUCCACCACCUCUUUCACCUGAAGAAUCAUCGGAAUCGACUCCCGUAAAAAAAGAACUUCUCACAACAAUGAAACGAGCAGGUCCGUCAGCAUCGGCAUCGUCGACAGCAUCCGUAAAAGAGGUGAACAAUCCAAAUCAGAUCACUGUCAAAACAGACAAACGUCACUACUGGUGUACAAAGUGUUCUAAAAUCUAUCUCAAUCUAAUCUCUCUCUAUACUGAAUCUCAUUAUCGUCAAUGCGUUGGCGAAGAUCAACGUUUCAAUGUUAUUCAUGAUCCAUCGUUUUUUGCUAACGAAGACAUACUUGAACAAUUGCCGACUAACUCGGCAAACGACACGUCAACUUCCGAUUCGCCUGAUACAUCGACCAAUUCACGUAAGAAGGAGUCAAUUUUUUUCUCCAAAAGUAAUGAAGAUUCACGCACCUAUGUUAUCAACGGUAAACCCAUACGGAUGAGUUCCGUUAAUCGACCAAUAACCGUGAAAGAUCUUCGUCAACAAUUUCAACAACAAUCGACAUUUAAUACUACUAAUUCAAGUGAAGAAUACAUUUAUCAACAGCGACCAUCACCGUCGAAAUCAGCAUCAAAUCGUUCAUCACGCUCGAAUGAUAACUGGACAAACGAAUCUAUUGUAAAAAGUAUCCCCACCCCACGUUCAUUCGAUACAUUUGGUAUUAGUUCAGAUGAAGACGAAAUGGAAGAUAAUGAUGACGCCGACGAAAAGAAAACUAAGGAUAAACCAGAAGUUAAACCGACUACGAAACAAGAACGACCAGAACCUGAAAAAACACUGGUUAAGCGAAGAUACGACUCCGAAUAUGCUUCCUCAACCAAUACUAUCACAUCAAUUGAACAUGACGAUGGAAACAGUCGAAAGCAAUCUUCAACAAGAAAAAGUCGACCAGUUUCAACUGAACGCUCUACCAAUUCUACUUCUGAGCGAUCACGAUCAAGUUCAUCAUUGAAACAAUCUUUAUCAACUUCUACACGACAGUCAUGGAAACCAGCCAACGAUAAUGAAGAUUCAAUAGAUUGUUCGGAAGGUACAUCAACAUCGACGAAUCGCACAAAUAUUCCUGACGCAUUGCAAGAUUACGAUUAUGUUUGCGAAAAAUGCAAUAUGCCAUUUGUUAGCCAGACAUCCCUUGAAGAACACCAAAACGGCCAAUGUCUCGAAUUGAACGUUCUUGCUUCGUGUGGUUCAUGGUUCCGUUGUCCAUUAUGUUCACUGACUUAUUGCGAUGCUAAUCUGAUGUCAUUACACAUAAAUAAGACCCAUCGAGAUGUUUUGAAAAAUAAUCUACGUGCAACUUCUCAACGACGCGCCAAUAAUCGUAAUAGUCAAACAUCGACAAGUUCACGAUCAUUUUCGUCAUCAUCCGAACAUCAUCAUCUUCGAAAAUUCUCUUGA
This is a messenger RNA of Adineta ricciae, 3402 nucleotides long. Lineage: Eukaryota; Metazoa; Rotifera; Eurotatoria; Adinetida; Adinetidae. The record is from the annotation of a GenBank genome assembly.